This is a messenger RNA of Copidosoma floridanum, 1879 nucleotides long. It is a transcript of the gene papi, whose product is annotated as tudor and KH domain containing protein papi. NCBI's taxonomy places the organism in Eukaryota, Metazoa, Arthropoda, Insecta, Hymenoptera, Encyrtidae. Gene Ontology annotation, biological process: piRNA processing; P granule organization; spermatogenesis. The record is from RefSeq and is a predicted model, not a curated record. Gene Ontology annotation, molecular function: RNA binding. Gene Ontology annotation, cellular component: P granule.
AAGUAAAAGAUGAGGUAAUCUGUCGAAACGAAACCGCUCUCUCUCUCUCCGUUGUUGUUAUACGAUCACAGCUUCCGCUGCAUGAGGAUUACGCCAAAAGAGCAACUGCAGCUGGGCCAAAAUGCGUCUGUCACCUCAACGUCUUUUCUUCCCUUUGUUGGUGAGCUUCUCGUUGUCAGGAGCCGGGGUUAUUUUGAUUUACUUACUCAACAAAAAGAAAAAUGCCGGCAAGAAAGAAGAAAAAAAAGGCCUGAAGGAUAAAAAGUUUGAAGCCUACAAGGAAGAAAUCACGCUCAGUAAUCAAGUGAUACCACUCAUCAUAGGACGUGGUGGCAGAGAGCUUGAGAGAAUCGAGCAUGCCACCAGUGCAAAACUUAUUUUUGGAGAAGAGAUAGAUGUUAUUAGUGGUGAUCGCAAAUGUUUCUUAGCUGGUCCUACUGUCGAGAGCAUCAGGCUGAUAAGAGAGGAGAUUGGAAAAAUUGUGAACAAAGAGGAGGUUAUUGAAACAUAUGAAAUUUGGGCUCCGGUAAGAACUAUAAAUAGACUCGACCAGAAUAAUGGAUACUUGUUGAAAGAAUUACAAAAUGCGUCAUUGGUUAAGAUCAUUUUUGACAAGUCUACCAUUUCAACCACCACUGAUUUGGAUGCACUGAGAAAAGUGACAAUAAAAGGUAAAUCAGAAAACAUAGCUGAAGCUCUACAAGCUAUUGAAGCACAAAUUCGUGAAGAUAAGAGAGAAGCCCAGGAGAAUUUACAAAACGCACACACCAGAACACCCAGAAUAAAGCCUUCCUAUUGCUCAUUGUCAGAUAAUGGUGCUCCUACUGAACUAGAAAACGACUCUCUUGAUUUUCAUAGCAUAGAUGAUUCGUUGUGUGAGUCAGCACUUGGAAAGCCAUACGAGGUUUUUGUUUGUUCUGUAGAGAACCCUAGUCGAUUUUAUAUUCAAAUUAUUGGUUCAACUAAUAAAAAAUUGGAUGACUUGAUACAAGAAAUGACAAAUUAUUACCAGGAUGAAGAAACGAGACUGAAUCAUGUUUUGGAAGAACAGAUAAGACCAGAUCAAGUGGUGGCUACUCAAUUUAGUGAUGAAAAGUGGUACCGUGGACAAGUUAUUGAAAAGCUUGAUGAUCACUUUUACAGAAUAUUCUUCAGUGAUUUUGGUGAUAGCGCUGAAAUAGCUGCCAAGGAUCUCUACGAAUUGAGCACAGAGUUCUUGAGUCUAAGAUUUCAAGCCCAGGAGACUUCGCUGUAUGGAAUUAAGCCAAAGGACGGCGAGUGGAGCAAGCAGGCGAUCGAGGUGUUUUCGAAGCUGAGCGCCGACGGCCAGUGGGAGGCGCGCACGGCGACCAACCGAGCCUGGAAGGAACGCCUCGAGGGCGACUCGACUCUCACCAGAGCCAGCGGCAAAGAGGCCAACCCCGUUCCCGUGAUCGAGUUGUUCGAGAAACGCGACGACCAGCUCGUCAGUAUCAACAAGGAGUUGGUGAAGCUGGAGCUGGCCGUCGCCGAGGAUCACGCGUGGUCCCGGGCUAGCUCGACGUUGUCGCUCUCGCGGCGUAGCACCGAUUCGCCGUCCAGGAACUCGGAGCCCUCCGGCAGCGUGAGGGAGACACGAGACGAGAGAAACGGACACGCCGAGAAGGGCUUUGGAGAUGUCGAAAUGGUUACCCCGGCCAGGAGCGCGAUGAACGGCUCGCGUAGCUUCCUCGACGGUGAGAGGGUCGUGCCGGCGAAUGGCUACCAAAACGGGGUCAAGAGGAGGCCCAACAACCCGUUCAGGCAAAGCGAGAGUCGGCCUAUCAACGUGCUGCCCGCUGGAGCCGAGUUUGAUUCCGACCGAGAGGAUUACGACUCCGACGGCUUUGACAUGUACUGA